Messenger RNA from Petromyzon marinus (sea lamprey), 4871 nucleotides. RefSeq names its product polyamine-transporting ATPase 13A3. Gene Ontology annotation, biological process: intracellular calcium ion homeostasis; polyamine transmembrane transport. The record is from RefSeq and is a predicted model, not a curated record. Gene Ontology annotation, molecular function: polyamine transmembrane transporter activity; ATP binding; P-type ion transporter activity. NCBI's taxonomy places the organism in Eukaryota, Metazoa, Chordata, Hyperoartia, Petromyzontiformes, Petromyzontidae. Gene Ontology annotation, cellular component: late endosome membrane.
GUGUGAGGCAGCUGAGGAGAGAGAGACACGGUGGCACAGUGCUGUGGGGAGAGAGAGAGACACGGUGGUACAGUGCUGUGUGAGGGAGAGUGGCUGCGAGAGUCUUCUUCCCCGUCACGCGGUCCCGGGCAUCUCCCCUCCCCUCCCUCCUCCCUCCUCCCUCCCCUCCCUCUCUCUCUGGCCGCCUGCUUCUCGUAGAACUCGCCGAGGCGACGGGAGACGAGGCCACGGACGAAGCUUUCUCCGCCGCCGAGAGAGAGAGAGACGAUGACGCUCAGCUGACAUCGCGACAGCGCUGAACGAAGAUGGGAAGUUCGGAAAAGGACGAGACGGUGGUGAACGAGGGGAAGGAAGAUGAGAUGGAGGUGCACGCCUUCCGCUGGUGCGCGUGGAGGCUCGUGCUGGUGGGGGUCGGCGCCGUGUGCACGGGCGGCCUGCUACUCCUUGCGCUGUACUGGCUGCCGCGCUGGAACGUGCGGGCGACGUGCUCGCGCUGCUCGCUGCAGCAAGCGAGCAUCCUGCUGCUGCGCACCACGGACGAAUUCAGUAUCUGGUACCGCGUCAAAGUGCGUCACAUGGUCAGCUCCUCCACCAAUCAGAAGCCGCUGUCCAUGGGGGCAGAUGAGACCGAUGACAUCAUUCGUCUGCUGAGCCCAACAUCGUCGUCGGCAUCCACGGAGCACGAGCACAGCGUCCGCUACUUUGCACACCAUUUCGUCAAGUACCUUUGGGAUCCCAUUAAUUACAAGUUCAUCCGCCUCAGGGGUCUGGAGGAGGGGGUUCCUCUGGCGGCGUUUUACUCGACACGCUCGCACGGCCUCCAUGAGGAAGCGCAGCAGCACCUGCGCACGUUUUACGAGGAGAACCAGAUCGCCGUCAAGGUGCCGUCUCACCUCAAGCUGCUCUUCAAAGAGGUGCUGAACCCGUUCUACAUCUUCCAGGCGUUCAGCGUGGCGCUGUGGAUGUCGGACGAGUACUACUAUUACGCCUCGGCCAUUGUUAUCAUGUCCUUCAUCUCCAUCGGCACCUCACUGUACUCCAUCCGAAAGCAAUACUUGAUGCUCCAUGACAUGGUCGAAGCUCACAACGUGGUCGGGGUGGUCGUCUGCCGCCCAGGGAAAGACCCGGAGUCGAUCCUGUCCACGGAGUUGGUUCCGGGAGAUGUGAUGGUGAUCCCGCCCGGUGGCACCAUCAUGCCAUGCGAUGGAGCUCUCAUUAGCGGAAGCUGCAUCGUUAACGAGAGCAUGCUCACAGGCGAGAGCGUCCCCGUCACCAAGACGAGCUUGCCGCACCCGGUGGGCGAUGCGACGGGGCAGGACGAGGUCUUCGACGCGGAAGCGCACAAGCGGCACGUGGUGUUCUGCGGCACACACGUGGUGCAGACGCGGUUCUACAGUGGGGAGAGCGUGCGGGUCGUCGUCGUACGCACAGGGUUCGGCACGGCCAAGGGGCAGCUGGUGCGCUCCAUCCUCUACCCGAAGCCGACCAACGUGCGCCUCUACCGCGACGCGUUCCGCUUCCUGCUCUUCCUGGUCGCCGUGGCGCUCGUCGGCUUCGUCUACACGGUCAUCUCCUCCACGCUCAAGGGGGAGAAAGCGUCGAAGAUUGUGGUGGAGGCGCUGGACAUCAUCACCAUCACGGUGCCGCCGGCGCUGCCUGCCGCGCUCACGGCGGGCGUGGUUUACGCGCAGCAGCGGUUGAAGCGCGCGGGGAUCUUCUGCCUGAGCCCCAACCUCAUCCAGGUGUCGGGGCACACGCACCUCGUCUGCUUCGACAAGACGGGAACCCUGACGGAGGAUGGUUUGGAUAUGUGGGGCGUCAUCCCGGUGGAAAACAAUGUCUUCUCUCCCGUGUGCACCGAGAUGUCGCACCCCGAGCUGGUGCACACGCCGCUGCUGGCCGCCAUGGCCACCUGCCACUCGCUCACCCGCAUCGACGGGCAGCUCACCGGGGACCCACUCGACCUCAACAUGUUCAACGCCACGGGAUGGGUGCUGGAGGAGGCCACCUCGGAUGAGAACGCCAAGUUUGACACCAUCAUGCCCACCGUGGUGCGGCCGGCCUGCAACCCCAACGUUGCCACCAAUCAGAAAGCGGCGUGUGACGCCGACUCGGCCAAUCCCAACUCGGAUCCUGACGUGAGUGGCUAUGAGAUCGGCGUCGUGCGCGAGUUCCCGUUCUCGUCGGAGCUGCAGCGCAUGAGCGUGGUGACGCGCACGCUGAGCGCCCGCUGCAUGCACGCGUACUCCAAGGGCGCGCCCGAGACCAUCAUGCGGCUCUGCGUGCCAGCCAGCGUCCCCAAGGACUUUGCCGAGGUUCUGGAGCAGCACACGCGGCAGGGAUACCGCGUGAUCGCGCUCGCUCACCGGGCCCUGCCGCACAAGCUCAACUGGCACCGCGUGCAGCAGGCGAGCCGUGACACGAUAGAAAGCGGGCUGCAGAUGCUGGGUCUCAUCGUAAUGCAGAACAAACUGAAGCCCGAGACGGAGCCCGUGCUGCAGCAGCUGAAGGAGGCGCGGAUCCGGACCGUCAUGGUCACGGGCGACAACCUCCUGACGGCUAUGUCAGUCGCACGGGAUUGUGGGAUGGUGAACGCCAGCGAUGAGAUCAUCGUCACCGAGGCGACGCCUCCUGGAAACGGUCUCCCGGCAACCAUCACGUGGCACCCGGAGCGGCCAAUCAGCAACGAGCAGCCGCAACAGGGCUGCGUAGUGAACAUGUCCUCCAAUCAUGAAUACCACUUUGCGAUGAGCGGAAAGUCGUUUGCCAUCAUCUUUGACCACUUUCCGGACCUCCUGCCCAAGAUUGUGCUGCGUGGAACCAUUUUUGCCCGGAUGUCUCCAGACCAGAAAACACAGCUGAUUGAAGUUCUACAGGGCAUGGACUACUGCGUGGGGAUGUGCGGUGACGGAGCGAACGACUGUGGGGCGCUGAAGCGAGCCCAUGCUGGGAUCUCGCUCUCCGAGCUUGAGGCGUCCGUCGCUUCCCCGUUCACCUCCAAAACGCCCAACAUCUCCUGCGUCCCCACGCUCAUACGGGAAGGACGUGCGGCUCUCAUCACCUCGUUCUGCGUGUUCAAGUUCAUGGCGCUCUACAGCAUCAUCCAGUACCUGUCCGUGCUGCUGCUCUACUCAAUUUUGAGCAACCUGGGUGAUUUUCAGUUUCUCUUCAUUGACUUGGCGAUCAUACUGGUUCUGGCCUUCACGAUCCCCCUGAACGGUGCCUGGCCGCAGCUCACGGCCAUGGGCCCCCCCAGCUCGCUGCUCUCCGUGCGCCUGCUGCUGUCGGUGGCGGCGCAGGCGCUAACGUGCCUCGGCGUGCAGGUGUGCGCCUUCCUGCUCACGCAGCGGCAGCCCUGGUACCAGCCGUGGGCGCCCAACAUCACGUUGUGUCCUGGUGAGGAGACGCCGCUCAACUCGACGGACUGGGUGCACGACGAAAACAACAUCCGCAAUGCCGAGAACACGACGCUGUUCUUCGUGUCCUCCUUCCAGUACAUCAUCGUGUGCUUCGUGUUCGCCAAGGGGAAGCCCUACCGGCAGCCCAUCUACAAAAACCGUCUCUUUGUGGCUGGGCUCAUCAUUCUCCCGGCGUUCCUCACUUUUCUCAUGUUCUACCGAUAUCCCGGCAUGGAUGACUUCUUUGAGCUGAUUUGCAUCCCGAUGGUGUGGCGGUGCUACAUGUUGGGCUUUGUGGCAGCGAACCUGGUGAUAUCUGUAUUGCUCGAGGCAUCGGUAGUCACCGCCGCCUCCUACAUCGAGUCCCAGCAGCGCACGAAUUUAGCGUGUGAUAACACCAAUCAGUGGGCGGAAAAUUUUCUCCAGCGAACUCGCCGUGGAGACCGACAGGUGUGUGGAAACCCGCGUGCGCGCGCGCGUACGCAGCGUGACGUACGCGUUAUGUCUGCUUGUGUGUGUGUUUUUUUUUACGAUUCUGUGCACGAGUACAAGCGUACUCGCGUUUAUGCGUGCGCGUUCACGCGUCCGCGUACAAUUCCGCGAGCUCUCUGCAGGCGUACCCGUUUGUUCAUGUGCGACGAGCAGAGCGUCGAGUGGAUAUGAUGUGUAGCAAGUUGGCGGAAGAUCUUUAACCCUUGGGUGUGUCCAUCUGUGCCUUGCCCGGGCGGUGGCGGCGGCGGCGGCGCACGCCUGUAAUCCAGCACCGUGGAGGUAGCGAGUGUUUGGUUGUGAAAUUCCCUUCCCAUGAGCGUCGAGAUGCCAUAUCCUGGCUUUCCACAGAACGUGGUACAUACAGCAAAGUGUGGACUCUUCUCCAACUGCUCCAUCUGUAUGGGAUACGAUGCUGCCUCCUUGCAUGCGUGCUUUCACUACAGGUGCUCCGGUUUCCUCCCGCAUGCGUAAGCGCUCAUUGAUUGGCUGCAGACAGCUUAAAUAUGUAAGAGGGCUGCAGAGCGUGGGCAGUUGUUGGUAGCGCCUGCUGCCACCGUCUGUUUGCUGCCUUCUCGCCCAUCUGUGGUUCCUCCUCGCAUCGCCGAGUCUUCUGCCCUCUCCCUCCGAGAGGGGGAGCGAGCACUGCGCGCGAUAAAAGCUGAAAUGAUUAUUAGCCUUCGCCACUCUUGCUGACCUCCCGUCAGUUGAUAUUCACCUUGUUCCAUCGUGUCGGAAUGACCAUAACCAUCCACAGAGGCACUGGUUCCGGAGUCACUUAGCGCGAAAUAAUCCCACACUUGUGUGUGCAUGUGUUUUGGUUAGUCUUUGCGUGUGCGUAUGUGUGUGCAAGUGUGGCCACUUACGUGUAUAUGUUUGCGCUUGUGCGUGUAUGGGGAGCGGUGGCGAAGUGGCUUAGUGCCGCGCUACGAACCCGGCGGCAACCUGGGUUUGAUUCCCGCUCACGGCCAACGCCAGUUACGA